Molecule: messenger RNA, 1167 nt
Organism: Recurvomyces mirabilis
Lineage: Eukaryota; Fungi; Ascomycota; Dothideomycetes; Mycosphaerellales; Teratosphaeriaceae
Product: arsenicals resistance
Exons: 4
Coding region: 1-1167 (388 amino acids)
Biological process (GO): antimonite transmembrane transport; arsenite transport
Cellular component (GO): plasma membrane
Molecular function (GO): antimonite transmembrane transporter activity; antiporter activity; arsenite transmembrane transporter activity
Source: RefSeq, a predicted model, not a curated record
AUGUUUGGAAAGGCGAAGAUGGAAGACUCGCAACUGUUUCCAAGCGAUGAUACGGUCACGUCCAUACCAGCGGCGAGCAAUGGCGAUGCAGAAAAGCAAGACAUAUCAGAGCAUCGCAAAAAUGAGAAUGUAUCUGCGUACAAAGCGCUCGGAUGGCUCGAUCGUUUUCUCGCGGUAUGGAUCCUCCUGGCGAUGAUCAUUGGCAUCCUGCUGGGCAACUUCGUCCCGAGUACGGGCCCGGCGUUGCAGAAGGGGAAGUUCGUCGGUGUAUCAAUACCCAUUGCCAUCGGCCUGCUGGUAAUGAUGUAUCCAAUCUUGUGCAAAGUCAAGUAUGAAACACUGCAUAGAGCGUUUGCGAAGAAGGAGCUUUGGAUCCAAGUCGGCUUCAGCAUCAUCUUGAACUGGAUCGUUGCUCCUUUGGUAAUGCUCGCACUUUCCUGGGCUUUCCUGCCCGAUAAGGAAGGCCUCCGAGAGGGUUUGAUUCUCGUCGGGCUUGCGCGCUGCAUCGCAAUGGUCCUUAUAUGGACCGGUCUCGCCGGUGGCGACAGCGAGUACUGCGCAAUCCUGGUCGCGAUCAACUCUAUUCUGCAGAUGGUCCUCUUCGCCCCUCUCGCAAUAUUCUUUAUUAACAUUAUUAGCGGCUCGAAAUCCACUAUUACCGUCUCUUACUCCACGGUCGCAAUCAGCGUCGCCGCAUUCCUUGGAAUACCACUCGGUGCUGCCAUCAUCACACGGUUCGCCCUUCGCAAGCUCACCAGCCCCGAUUGGUACGAAAAGGUCUUCUUGAAGCUGGCUGCGCCUUGGUCAUUAAUCGGGCUUUUGUACACGAUUCUUGUGCUUUUCGCUAGCCAAGGCCGGCAAGUCGUACACCAGAUUGUCUCGGUAGUACGAGUGGCGGCGCCACUGAUCGUCUACUUUGUCGUUAUCUUCGGCCUAACGCUGCUUGUAACCCACAAAUUAGGCUUCGGGUACAAGCUCUCCGCGACACAGUCAUUUACGGCUGCUUCGAAUAAUUUCGAAUUGGCAAUUGCGGUGGCAGUAGCAACGUACGGACCAAACAGUGACCAGGCACUUGCUUCAACAGUCGGACCGUUGAUCGAAGUGCCGGUGUUGCUGGGUUUGGUGUACUUUGUGCGAUGGUUUGCCAACAAGAGAGGCUGGGAGUGA